Messenger RNA from Sabethes cyaneus, 1438 nucleotides. RefSeq lists its product as uncharacterized. The record is from RefSeq and is a predicted model, not a curated record. Bases 53 to 1438 code for a protein of 461 amino acids. The transcript is spliced from 3 exons. NCBI's taxonomy places the organism in Eukaryota, Metazoa, Arthropoda, Insecta, Diptera, Culicidae.
UGCAAUUUGCAAUCAAUCUCUCGGUUUAUUCGGCUAUAAAUUAUGAUAAGGAAUGCCAUUCGCCGUUGUUGAAACGAUCAACGCUAGAGGUUGUAAGGAGCUGUCGGUGGUUCCGUGUAACUGGCUGCGAACCUCAAGAAGCGGAAAUAUUGUUCUCUGGCCAAAUGCAAAACGCAUUGCAGACCAAGAAAAACUGCUCCAUGAUGAAAACAGUUUCCCGAAAAAAUCAUGGCUAAAGUACAAAUGUACAGUGAAACGUAAUGCCAUCAUGUCAUAUGCCGCAGCGAAACUCAUGUUGGAAGAAUUAUCAGGAGAGUCAUCAUCCGACGUGAACCAGCUAAUUCGACGAAAGAAAAAACAACACAACCAUGACAAAGAAAGUUUUCAGAACAUGUUUGUUAUGGACAAUACACAACAUCAAAAUGAAUCAGCAUCGGUUGAUGAAAUCUCUGACUCUGAGCCAACCGUAGGUGACCAAUUUAACAUCAACAUUGGAUCACAAAAAUCAUCUCCACAGGUUCCUGUCAUUGUCGAGGUGACUGAAAAUAUGCAAAGCGAAAUCUUUUCUCAACAAAAAACACCCCCUUCAUCAUCACCGACUGGCAUUCAGAGAAUUGAGUACGUAACAUAUGAAAAUUUUCACGAACCUGAUACAUUGGUUGAAGCAGAUAAUCCUGUGCAAGAAUGUAUGAAUGAAAUUAUCAAACUUCGGCAAUACAUUGAGCAGCGAUUAGAUCGACUGGAAAAGCGGUCGGCGGAUAUCUGCAUACAAAAUGAAUUUAUUCUGGACGCCCUCCGAAAGAACAGUUCCAGGGUGACCAACAUUGAGGAGCCAAUAUCAUUUUGUAUUGAUCCCAUUGAGAACGAGCUACAAUUAGCAGACCUGGAACUCAAGUUAGCGGAUAAGGAUUUCAAAUCCAAAAUGGUUAAAUGGCUGCGGUUACAUGCUAGUGGUGAUUGUGCCGAAAAUCGCAUGUUAGGUGUACUUGAUAUCCUCUUCAGUAAGGAAUUUCAAACGAAAUGCACCUGGACUGGAGCUAGUCGGAAGGGGCCGAAAAUUGCAAUAAUGCCAAAUCGGAAUAUCCUUCAACUUUUCACACAGGUCGGAAGUGAUGAAUACGAAGUAGUCACUCAACAAAAACUAGCAAACUUCUUCAUGAAGAAACUGAAAAACUCUCUUAAGCGCUUACUUGCUGCUGGCAUGCGUAGAGGAACAAGGCACGUCAGACGUAAACAACGAAAUGUUGCUGAAGUGGAUGUUGUUGGUGAUGUGUUAGUCGACGCGUCAUCGAAUAAAAUGAAUGGACAGGCUGAUAAACAAGUGAACAGUUGCAGUGAGUCGGAAUCAGAAGAAUAUGCUGGUUCUGUUGUUGAUUCUUUGGAUGCAUUGGAUUAUGCGGAAAUUCUCUCAAACGCCACUCCUGAUUUCAGUGAAUAA